AAAGUACAAUGAUACAUUCAUACUGAAACCAAGGGAUUAUACACAGGACGGUGGAGAAUGGCUUCGAAGGAGAGGUUGAAUGAGCUGUGGAUUUUAUAUUACACCAAGAAAGAUGAGGGCUGCCUGCAGCAGUGGCUGGAGGCUUUUGUGGCUUCCUUUGAGAAGCUUGUUGAUGUGCAGUCACUGGAGCCUCGCAGGCUGGAGAACUAUAUUGCGGAGGUUCCCCUUGUACCCAGGGACAUACUGGUGUUCCUCAGUGACCAGCUAUCACACAGUACCAUUCACCUCUCUGGGGGCGACAGUAACAACAGCACCCUGCUCCUCUCUGGGGGCGACAGUAACAACAGCACCCUGCUCCUCUCUGGGGCGACAGUAACAACAGCACUCUGCACCCCUCUGGGGGCGACAGUAACAACAGCACCCUGCACCCCUCUGGGGGCGACAGUAACAACAGCACCCUGCACCUCUCUGGGGGCGACAGUAACAACAGCACCCUGCACCUCUCUGGGGGCGACAGUAACAACAGCACCCUGCACCUCUCUGGGGGCGACAGUAACAACAGCACCCUGCACCUCUCUGGGGGCGACAACCCUGCACCUCUCUGGGGGCGACAGUAACAACAGCACCCUGCACCUCUCUGGGGGCGACAGUAACAACAGCACCCUGCACCUCUCUGGGGGCGACAGUAACAACAGCACCCUGCACCUCUCUGGGGGCGACAGUAACAACAGCACCCUGCACCCCCUGCUGCUUAUUAAGUUCUUCAUUAUCGUCUGCAGGAAUAUGGAAAACAUUGACCCAGAGAAGACCCCAGGCUUUGUCUUCGAGACCCUUAAACUGUUAAACUUCUGCUUGACUCAGCUGAAGAAGCAGCCUGCGGAUCAGUCGUCCCUCCAGACAGUGAUUCAGUAUGGCCUAAUGCUGUUGGAGAGUCUCUUUGACCCUUAUAAUACAUGGAGGAGACGCCUGACAGGGGAGGAGGUGAGCAUGGUGGAGAGGAGCAAGUAUAAGUUCUCCCCUCUCCCCUUACCAGAGGAGCUGCCUGCUCUAUUCCAUGACAGCCUGCAGGACAGCCAGCAGAUCCCAGAUGACCUCGCUCUCCGAUUGGUCCAUCUCCAAGGGGCUGUCAUCAGUGGCAGCAAGAAGAACGGCCUGCUCUCCAUCACCCUGCAGUCUGUGGAGAACCUUCUUUCUGUACUCCGAGCCUGGUGCCUCCGGACCUCCUCCAACCCCAAGGACCCCACGCUGCUACGGCUGACCCUGCAGUGCCUGACUGCAAUGGUGCAUACCCUCCACUCCAGUAGUCCUGCAGAGCGCCGGCUGGAGAUCAGGACCGUGUUGGAUGGCUACUUUCAGGUCCUGAACUGGAACCGGCCUCCAGGGUUAGGGAACGAGCAGGAGGACGGGCAGAGCUGGGAGGAACACCUCAUCACUCUCCAGAGUCACAUGCUGACUUCGGUGCCUGAGAUCCUGCAGUGUUCAGACAGACCGGUGCUGCAGGCCAUCUUCCUCAACAACAACUGCUUCGAACACAUCCUCCGACUCAUCCAGAACAGCAAGCUCUAUCACAGUAAAAGGUUUAGGUGGGAGCGUGAGGGGGUGUGUGACCUCACCACACGUUUGCUCACGGACACAGAGGGGAAAGUAGACCAGGUUUUGGAGAAAGGUUCCGACUGCAUUACAGUCCAUGCCCUCGGAGUCCUCACAUCCAUCAUGAGUAACUCCCCUUCUGCCAAGGAGGUUUUCAAGGAGAGGAUUGGCUACUCCCAGCUGUUUGACGUCCUGAAGAGUCAGGGUCAGCCCACUAAACGCCUGCUGCAGGAACUCAUGAACAUGGCGGUGGAAGGGGAACACGCCCACACCCAUCACCUGGGUGUCAGUAACGACCAGCCCCUCCUCCUCCUCCUGCAGUGGCUGCCUGACCUGGCCCCCCAGAGGGACCUGCAGCUCCUGGUAGCCCAGUGGCUGGCUGCGGUCUGCGGGGGCUCCCUGGCCUGCCGUACGGUGGCUGUGGAGGCCGGCCUGGUGGGGGCUGUGCUCCAUGUCCUCUCCCAGCCACAGAGACUGGACCGCCAGUGUGCCGAUGGCCUCCUGGGGAUGUUACAGGACAUGGGGUCUCUCUGUCUGAGGCCUGCUGAGCUGAAGUCUCUGUUGAGGCUGCUCCGACCCCUCGAUCAGGGGCAGGACGUGUUGGCAGGGAAGAGGACGGGGACACACCCUUACUGCGCCCGCAUCAUCCGGGUGCUGGCGGCGAUGGCGGCCAGGGAUGGGAGGAACAGCGCCCUGCAGUAUUUUGACCUGACGCAUCCCCUGGCAGGGAUCAUGGUGCCCACGGUCCAGCGCUGGCCAGGCAGUGGGUUUUCCUUCCACGCCUGGCUCUGUCUCAACAUGGACUUCCCACAAUACCACUCAGAGUUCUCCACGCCCAGCACCCGCCCGUCUGCUGGGGCACCAGGGGCGGCGACACGGGGUAUGGGCAAAGGCCCCCGCAGGAAACAGCUGUACAGCCUGUUGACAGCCGGUGGUACAGGUUUAGAGGCUUUCUUCACCAUGGAGGGAGUGUUGGUGGUGGCUGUCUGCACUAAGAAAGACUACAUGGUCGUGUCCCUGCCAGAACACCCUCUAACAGACUGCUGCUGGCACUCUGUGGAUAUAGUCCAUAUUCCCGGCCGCCGCCCCUUCGGUCAGAAUCUGGUCACCAUCUACAUCGAUGGAGAACAGCGCAAGACAGCCCAGCUCCGAUUCCCCUCGCUCAAUGAGCCUUUCACCUCCUGUUGUAUUGGCUCAGCAGGCCACCGUACCACUACCACCACCACCUCCCCCACCCUGCCUCCUCCCUCCCUCCACCCAGCAGAGAUGGGCUUCCCCGCCCACGCUCCCCCCAUCACCCGCUCCCAGUCCUUCCCAGCCUCCUUUGCGGCAGGCCGCUGGGGGCCUGGGCCCCUGCGUGACGCUCCCGUCCACACCAUCCCCGCCGGGCUGCAGGAUACGGAGUGGGGCACGCCCACCUCACUGGACGGGCUCCUGGGGACCGCCUUCAUCUGUCAUGAGGCCCUGCAGCCAGCGCACACCAAGGCCCUAUACACAGCUGGCCCCAACCAUGUGUCCCUGUUCAAGGCAGAUGGAGAGCUGUCGGACCUCAACAGUAAACUGCUUCUCUACUACACUCCUCAGGCCUUCAAGAGUCAGAUCUGUGUGGACCUGUCUCCUAACCACCAGUAUGAUGGCAGACUGACAGGCCACAGGGUGGUGAACUGGGACAUCAAGGAUGUGUUGAACACAGUGGGGGGCAUGGGGGUUCUACUGCCCCUCCUGGAACAGGUGUGUGAGCCAGAGCAGGCGGAGGGAGGAGGUCAGGAGACGUCAGACCUGCUGGGACCAGAACUAACCUGUAGCUCCUCCCGGGGGCCUGUCGGCAUGCUGCUGCCACUGGGCAAGUCCUCCGAUGGUCGGCUGGAGAGGAACAGUGUAGCAGCGUUCCUGCUGAUGGUGAAGAAUCUAAUUCAUCAUCACCCUGUCAACCAGGAGAGCCUACUGAACUGCCACGGACCCAGCAUUAUAGGAGCCAUGCUCACUAAGGUCCCAGGUAGUAUGAUGGAUAUGUCUGUUCUGAUGGCGUGUCAGUUCCUGUUGGAGCAGGUAUCCAGUGAGGAGAACAGUCCGUUGCUCGUGCAGCUCUACCAACACCUGCUAUUUGACUUCCGCAUCUGGAGCAACAGCCACUUCGCUGUGUGUCUGGGCCAUGUCCAGUACAUGUCGUCUGUGAUCAAGGAUGGGAAGCAUCGCAUGAGGAAGAAGUAUGGAGUGCAGUACAUCCUGGAUACCAUACGGACACACUACAGUGUGGAGAAAGAUGGCAGUCCUCUGUCUGAUGAAAAGCAGACUGUUCAGAUCUCUCUGUUCUCUCUGCUGAGAGACUUCCUCCUCAAGUGUCCUACUGCUGAAGAGCUCCACAGCAUCUUGGCCUACACACUGGCUAUAGGAGAAGAGCAGCAGGUGGUGAGUGCGUUAGACGUGGUUUACAGUCUGUUGAGGAGCAGCCCUCCCAGAGAGCAGGUCCAGGCUGUACUGUUGGAGUGGGGAGUAGAACAGCUCUACUGUCUGCUGCUCAAACCCAGCUUUGGAGAUGAGGUUAGGGAGAGAGUCUUCAGGGUUCUGUACAAGAUCCUGAAGAGUGAACGAGUGUCUGAGCGCGCCAAGCAACGUGUCAAGUUGAAGGAUUUUGGAUACCUCGGUCUUGUUUGUUUUCUAGGAGACGUCCCCGUAACCAUGACCACCGUGCGCUGUCUUUACGAGCAGGUCCUCGCUACAGAUGCCACUCCUAACUUCAGAGACCUGCUGGCUGUGGUCCACCUGUCCCAUCGUGCUGAGCUCACUGUCCGUCUGGACGUCUGUCGCAAGCUCUUCUACCUGAUCUAUGACAAUGAGGACUAUGUUCGUCAGCUGGCCCGUCAGCCAGGCUGGCAGGAUGUGUUAACUAAGCUCUAUAUGAAGGAGUCCUAUGAGUCUCGUGGUCCCUCCCUGGCAGGCUCCAGCACCCACAGCUCCCUGGACCCCUCCUCCCGCCCCCCUCUCAGGAGAGAUCACAGCAUGGUCAUAGAGGACUCUCAGUACGCUCACACGGACGUCUUCCUCCCUUACACCUCGCCGGACGAUGAAGAGGAGGAGGAGGGAGACGGCGAGGGCCUGGGAGGGAGGAAUAUCUCAGAGCGUUUCUCCGACCUCUCUCGGUCUUCCCCUAACAGCAGUGGAGGCACGUUGAAGGACUUUGACGACUCUCUCCAAUUUAAGUGGUUUGACUCAGUAGAGCAGGGGAGCCGCUCGUCCUCCCUGUCCAACACCGUGGACAUCCCCUCCGGUCGGCCCCAAGAGGAGGCUCUCUACCACCCUCUGUCCCCCUUCGGCACCUCACCCUUUGAGCUGGAGCUGGGGGGUAUGAGGGGUGAGAAGGGAACAUGGAACCACAACCCUGUGGGGGGUAGUCAGGCAGGCACCCCCUCCCCCCUGGAGCAGAGCCGGUCGUUCCCCUCUCUGAGACCCAGGAAGAGCUCCAGUCUGUCCAACGUGCUGGACGACACCAACUAUGGAACUGACCCCCGGGCAGCUGACACCAUCUCCAACACCUCCAACCCACAGCAGAUGCCAGAGGAGGAGCUGUGUAACCUGCUGACUAACAUCGUGUUCUCUGUGCUGUGGUGCGGCAGCGGGUCGGAAGGGGGGGAGGACGCCGUGUGGAGGGAGAGGGGACAGGUCUUCUCUGUCCUCACCAAGCUGGGCUCCUCCUGCCAACUGGUCCGCCCGCCUGACGAUAUCAAAUGCAGUCUGUUAGAGAUGAUGCUGGAGUCUUCUCUGUCAGACCUGAGGGACUCUCAGGGUGUCUCUCUACCAUACUUCCCCAGUCUGCUGCGUCUCCUCAGGCUGCUCCAGGACUUCCUCUUCUCAGAGGGAACAGACAACCAGGCCCUGUGGAGCGAGAAGAUCUUUGAGGGGGUGGUGAACCUCCUGGACAGACUACAGGCGUGGCACAGCACCCCUGGUACCCCCGGGGCUCUGGAGCUCAGAGAGAUGGCUCAGAUCGGCCUGCGCAUCAUCACCGGCUACAUCCAGCAACAGGACUCACAGGUGUCUGUAAUGGCCUGCGUUAAACUCCACAGCCUCCUGCAGACAGUUCUAUCUCUGGGCUGGGACGAGGUGUGCUUCCUGCUGGGGCGACUAGGUGCCCCCCUGUGGCCCGGCGGGGUAAUGGAGGCGGGUCCCAACGGAGGACGCACGGAGACCUUUUCUCAGCUGGUGCCCAUCGUACGUACCCUCCUGGACCAACACGCUGACCCCGUGACCCUGCACGGCCUGCUGCCCAGCCUGCCAGUCACCAACGGCAGCCCCACCUUCGCCCAGGACCUCCAGAGCUACAGCCACACAGUAGAGUGGCUGGACUUCUACCAACGCCACGUGCAGCCCACCAUGGAGCAGUAUGAACUGGAUCAGUUUGGGAAGAGUCAUGACCUCAUGUCUAACUUCUGGAACUCGUGCUUUGAUGACCUGAUGAGCACUGCCAUACGGCGGGACAAAGAGAAGACCUACAGCAAAGACAAGUUCCAGGAGGUGAUAGUGGACCCGUACCUGAGGCGGGUCCGCAGUGAAAACAGCCGUUACUACAGUGGUCAGAAACAGAGCUCCGGCCAGCAGGGAGUAGUGUGGCGCCACUGGGAGUCCCUCCGCAGGCUGCUCACCAGCGAGAGAGGGGCCUGGGCACACAGAGUCCCACUAGAGGUGAAAUGGAAGUUGUCCAGCGCGGAGACGUACUCUAAGAUGCGUCUGAAACUAGUGCCUAACUACCAGUACGACACUCACCAGGAAGCCAGCGCCUUCAGAGACAAUAUGGGAGCUGAUAGUCCUCGCAGUUCAGAACCCCUCCCAUUGGCUGUUGCCAAGGAGGCCAAAGUGAGUGACAUGGAGGAUGACCAGUUAGGAGAAGAGGACAUUGUCUUUCUGGACAAUAAGGUGGAGGGGGAGGACGACAGUCAGAAGGAGAAGCUGGUUCUGUCGGAGGACUGUGAGCUCAUCACCAUCGUGGCGGUGGUUCCGGGUCGGCUGGAGGUCACCACACAGCACCUGUACUUCUACGACGCCAGCAGUGAGAAGGAGGAGACGGAAGAGGGAAUUGGUUUUGAUUUCAAGCGGCCCCUGUCUCAGCUGAGAGAGGUGCACCUGAGACGCUACAACCUGCGUCGCUCUGCUGUGGAGCUGUUCUUCAUCGACCAGUCACACUACUUCAUCAACUUCAAGAAGAAGGUGAGGAACAUGGUGUACUCUAGGAUCCUGGGGCUGCGGCCCCCCAACCUCUUCUAUUUCGGCUCCCGCUCUCCUCAGGAGCUCCUCAAGGCUUCUGGACUCACACAGAGAUGGGUAUGCAGAGAGAUUUCCAACUUUGAAUAUCUGAUGCAACUGAACACCAUCUCUGGACGUACCUACAACGACCUGUCUCAGUACCCUGUGUUCCCAUGGGUGCUGAGUGACUACACCUCUCCAGAUCUGGACCUGGAGAACCCAGCCGUGUUCAGAGACCUGUCCAAACCCAUGGGAGUAGUCAACCCCCGCCACGCACAGAACGUCAGGGAGAAGUAUGAGAGCUUUGAGGACUCAACGGGCACCAUAGAUAAGUUCCACUACGGAACACACUACUCUAACGCUGCAGGAGUCAUGCACUACAUGAUCCGUAUGGAGCCCUUCACUACCCUCCACAUCCAGCUGCAGAGUGGCAGGUUUGACUGUGCAGACCGUCAGUUCCACUCUGUAGCAGCAGCCUGGCAGGCUCGCAUGGAGAGUCCCGCUGAUGUCAAGGAACUCAUCCCGGAGUUCUUCUACUUCCCAGAGUUCCUGCAGAACAUCAACGGGUUUGACCUGGGCAGUCUGCAGAUGACCCAGAACAAUGUGACUGAUGUUCUGUUACCACAAUGGGCCUUGUCUAGAGAAGACUUCAUCAGGAAACACAGGAAAGCUCUGGAGUGUGAACACGUUUCCUCUCAUCUCCAUGAGUGGAUUGACCUGAUCUUUGGCUGCAAGCAGAGAGGGGAGGAGGCGGUGGAGGCUCUCAAUGUCUUCUACUACUGCACCUAUGAAGGUCUGUCACAUUACAUGUCCUGGGAGCCACACCCUCCUCGUAUGUCAUCAGAGAAUGCAUCUAGGAGGCAGGCCCGCAUGGACACUCUACCCCCCAACCUGUUUGAACAGCUCGACAAACUACGCCCUUUUAAGGAGGUGGUGUGUGAUGGGCGACCUCUGGUCCAGGCGGUGGUUCCCAGGAACCAGAACCGCUCCUUUAUCAUCCAGGGCUCUGACGUACUGGUGACAGUGAGUUCUGAUGGCCUGAUUGGGACCCACAGCUGGCUGCCUUACGAUAAGAACAUCGCCAACUACUUCACCUUCACCAAGGACCCCACCGUGGCCAAUCCCAAAACCCAGCGGUUCCUCAGCGGUCUCUUCGCCCCAGGGGUAGAUCUCAGUACCCAGGUGUUGGUGGUGUCCAACGAUGGCCGUCUGCUGUUCAGUGGAGGACACUGGGACUGCAGCCUCCGAGUCACCCAGCUGGGAAAGGGCAAACUGGUGGGCAGGAUCUGCCGUCACAUCGACGUGGUAACAUGUCUGGCUCUGGACCUCUGUGGUAUCUACCUCAUAUCUGGUUCCAGAGACACAUCCUGUAUCGUGUGGCAGGUUCUACAGCAGGGUGAGUUCUCCAGUGGUCUCUCUCCUCGUCCAGUGCAGGUCCUCUGUGGACACGACCAGGAGGUCACCUGUGUGGCCAUCAGCACCGAGCUGGACAUGGCUGUCUCUGGGUCAAAGGAUGGUACUCUGAUAAUCCACAGUGUACGUCGUGGCCAGUUCCUCCGUACCCUGCGUCCUCCCGGUGAGAGCUGCCUGCCAGCCCGGGUCAAUGAGUUGCAGGUGGGCAUGGAGGGGCACAUUGUGGUACAGACCGCCCUGGAGGGACGCACUGCUGGAAAGGAGAAGUACUCCCUCCAUGUUUACUCUGUGAAUGGCUGUCUGCUGUCGUCUGUCAGCCUGGAGGAAGAGGUGACAGCUCUCUACCUGGUCCCAGAGUACAUCAUUCUGGGGACCCAGCAGGGAAACCUACACAUCAGACACCUGUACAGUCUGGCGCUGGCGGUGUCUCCCCUGCCGUUGAAGGUGGCUGUGAGGAGUGUGUCGGUGACCAGAGAGAGUAGCCACAUCCUGGUGGGCCUGCAGGAUGGAAAGCUCAUCGUGGUGGGGGCUGGGAAACCAGAGGAGGUACGCUCGGGUCAGUUUUCCCGUCGGCUGUGGGGCUCAACACGCCGAAUCUCUCAGGUUUCCUCAGGAGAGACAGAAUACAACCCCACUGAGACUUCUGGGAAGUGAGGGUCGCCAUGAAAACAUACGGAAGGCAAUAUUAUCGUAGCCUGUCAGGCUCACCCGAGGCUUGGUUGAUGGCCGACACCCAAAUGGCAUCCUAUUCCUAUAUAGUGCCUAUUGGGUUCUGGUCAAGGACAGCAGUAUAUAGGGAACAGGGUGUCAUUUGGGACACAGACAUUUUUCUACCCACCAGCAGUGGAUUUGCUGGAUCAGAAUGAAGGGAGUAGAGACCCUGGAUGUUGGCGUCAGAAAGCCCACCCAGAACUUUACUGGACUGAUAGACUGCUAAACGGCCUCUCCAAGCCUCUAUGGGUCCCAGCCUCUCUGGGUUCAAG
Molecule: messenger RNA, 9224 nt
Organism: Oncorhynchus gorbuscha (pink salmon)
Lineage: Eukaryota; Metazoa; Chordata; Actinopteri; Salmoniformes; Salmonidae
Gene: nbeal2
Product: neurobeachin-like 2
Biological process (GO): intracellular protein localization
Cellular component (GO): cytosol; membrane
Molecular function (GO): protein kinase binding
Source: RefSeq, a predicted model, not a curated record